Trifolium pratense (red clover) is the source of this 1632-nucleotide messenger RNA. Its product is annotated as UPF0481 protein At3g47200-like. Bases 231 to 1490 code for a protein of 419 amino acids. Lineage: Eukaryota; Viridiplantae; Streptophyta; Magnoliopsida; Fabales; Fabaceae. The transcript is spliced from 2 exons. The record is from RefSeq and is a predicted model, not a curated record.
UAAAAGAACAAAUAUUCAAUUAGGCAUACUUGUGACGACUUGACAAUUUAUGAUUCUUGGGUCAACAACCUAAACACUCAACUCAACAAGAAGCUUCGUCACAGUAAGUAGUACUACAGUAGUAAGUAAAAUGCUUGAAAAUUAAUUAGACAAAACAGUUUCUUAAUUUUCUCACCGAGUCUUGUUCUUCUUCUUCUUCUUCUCAGUUCUCAACAUAGUAACAAACAAUCAUGAACAUGGACGACAUGGUGAAUAAUAUUAACACAAUUCUCAACAAUGCACAACCACCUGUAACCGUUGAUUGUUGCAUCUACAAAGUCCCUUUUUCUAUUCGCACCCUCAACGACAACGCAUACACCCCCAAACUCAUUUCCAUCGGCCCUUUCCACCACCGCCACCACCGCCUCCAAAACAUGGAACGCCACAAACACAUUUACUUCAAAGCAUUCCUUCAAAGAACCGAUGCAAAUUUACACACCUUCAUUCCCUACAUACAAUCUAUCAUACCUAAUUUCAAUCGUUCUUAUUCCGAAACCCUAGAUUUCACCGAUCAAGAACUUGUUCAAUUAAUCUUAAUCGAUUCUGGUUUCAUAAUUGAGCUUUUUUGGAGAUUUUUUUAUGAUGAUUGGUCUCAAGCUGAUGCUCUUGUAUUAAAACCUUGGUUAGCUUCUAAUAUAAGAUUAGAUUUAUUGUUACUUGAAAAUCAGCUUCCUUUUUUUGUUAUUGAAAAAAUCUUCAAUCUUAGUAAUUCUUCACAUGCUAGUGUUAACACUAAGAUUCCUUCUUUUAUUGAACUUACUUUUGAUUAUUUUGCAUAUUACAAUACAUCAAAUUUGGGUUGUUCUGGUAUUAGUAUUAGCCAUUUUACUGAUCUCAUUAGGAUAUUUCAUUUGCAACAUCCAUUGGAUAGACGGCCACGUAGGAUCGAUGAACCGAUGAAACAUCUUCCGAGUGUAACUGAGUUGUUAGAAGCGGGGGUUAGGUUUAAAGUGAAUACUGAAAGUCAGUGUUUACUUGACUUGAGGUUUUCGGGACGAGUUCUUGAAAUACCUCAGUUGAAAGUUGAGGAUUGGACUGAGAUUUUGUUUCGGAAUAUGGUUGCUUUGGAGCAGUGUCAUUACCCUUAUGAGUCUUAUAUUACUGAUUAUGUUGCUGUUUUGGAUUUUCUUGUUAAUACUGGUAAGGAUGUGGAUAUACUUGUUGGGAAGAAAAUACUUGUUAAUUGGCUUGGCGAUAGUGAUUCUGUGGCUAACUUGUUUAAUAGUCUUUGGAAAAAUGUUACGCAUUCGAAUUUCAGUUCUGAUUAUUCUGUUCUAUGUGAAGACUUGAAUGGUUUUUGUAGUGAUCCUUGGCAUAAAUUGAAGGCUACUCUCAGGCGCGAUUAUUGCAAUACUCCUUGGCAAAUGGCUGCUUCCAUUGCUGCAAUUUUAAUCCUUGUUCUCACUUUACUUCAAUCGGUUUGUUCUGUCUUGCAAGUUGUACAGCAUUGAAUCGACUCCUAGUAAGUUCCUUCAUUGUUGAAUCGAUAAUUAUUGUAAUUAUUAUUACCAUACUGGAAUGGUUUCUUAAUUUUGUGUGUCUUAUGAUGUAUCGGAUCAAAAUUGCAAUUGCAUAUAAAUAGAUUUGCAUGAA